Messenger RNA from Cuscuta europaea, 1305 nucleotides. The record is from the annotation of a GenBank genome assembly. NCBI's taxonomy places the organism in Eukaryota, Viridiplantae, Streptophyta, Magnoliopsida, Solanales, Convolvulaceae.
GCGUUUAAAGCCCAUCACCUUUUGCCCUAGCUUGCCUUUCGAACCGAACGCAACGCCCGUCUUCCAAAUCAAAAGAAAAACGGGCUCUUUGGGAAGAGGAGUGCAGCCUGUAGAGCUCCGCGCACACUCAUAAGUCAUAAUCUCCCUCUUCGAAUCCUGGCCUCUGCGGCAUCUUUACACAACCAUCGCCGAAUUGAGGACCUAGCCUCCAGUGGCCUAAGAUGGUGCACGUCUCGUACUACCGGAACUAUGGAAAGACAUUCAAAAAGCCACGUCGCCCAUAUGAGAAGGAGCGUUUGGAUUCUGAGUUGAAACUUGUGGGUGAGUAUGGUCUCAGGUGCAAGCGGGAGCUGUGGAGAGUCCAGUAUGCUUUGAGUCGUAUCAGGAAUAAUGCACGAAAGCUUCUUACCCUCGAUGAAAAGGAUCCAAAGCGUAUUUUUCAGGGUGAUGCACUUCUGAAGAGGAUGAAUCAGUAUGGGUUGCUGGACGAGAGCCAAAACAAGCUUGAUUAUGUGCUUGCCCUUACUGUUGAGAAUUUCCUAGAGCGCCGUCUACAGACUUUGGUCUUCAAGGCUGGCAUGGCCAAGUCAAUCCAUCAUGCUAGAGUUCUCAUUAGGCAGAAGCACAUCCGAGUUGGAAGGCAGGUGGUCAAUGUUCCAUCCUUUAUGGUCAGGGUGGACUCACAGAAACACAUUGAUUUCUCACUGUCUAGUCCCUUCGGUGGUGGUCGUCCAGGAAGAGUGAAGAGAAAGAACCAGAAGGCAGCUGUGAAGAAGGCUGCUGGUGGUGAUGGAGACGAAGAAGAUGAGGAAUGAGCAUAUCUUAAAUGAAUUUAGAACCAUGGAGCUUGCGGGCUUGGUUUUGCUUUUCUGUUUUAUUUACCUCAGUUCGGAUGUUAUCUUCCACCUUUGAUACCAUUUUCUUAAAAUGAUUUUGGAUACUGUUCUUUGUUUUGUUUUGUUUUGUUUUGUUUUGUUUUGUUUUGUUUUGCAGUACCUGCUUCCAUGUCUGUCUAUCUUAACCACAAAAAGUUAUUACAAGUCUGGACUGUUUCUUGAACCAGAAACAUCCAGAAUGUUCCUGUCCGGGACUCCAUUGUGCGCACAUGCUUAAAUGCUUUGGCUUCUAGGAAUUAGGACUAUUUUCUAGGACUGGAUUGAUAGGUUUGGGUAUAACAUAGCAGUAUUUCUUAAUUCUUUUCAAGCCCUUUCUGAAUGUAAAAGAUUUUUUAGGAUUUGGACAAACCAUCCCUAGGUUGAAACUUGAAAGGUUUUACAAAAUAGCUGGUUAAUAGAUAUUAUAAGA